Aspergillus tanneri is the source of this 7806-nucleotide messenger RNA. Its product is annotated as putative polyketide synthase. Gene Ontology annotation, molecular function: acyltransferase activity; phosphopantetheine binding. The record is from RefSeq and is a predicted model, not a curated record. NCBI's taxonomy places the organism in Eukaryota, Fungi, Ascomycota, Eurotiomycetes, Eurotiales, Aspergillaceae. The transcript is spliced from 2 exons. Bases 1 to 7806 code for a protein of 2601 amino acids.
AUGGUUGAUCUCCAAGACAUCAUCAGAUGGCAGACAUCACGGUCCGAGGUCCUGCUUUUCGGACCCCUUGCCCUGUCCUUCGACAGCGCUGCCUUUGACCAGCUGCGGAAGGCCAUCGGCGAGAAUACGGAACAACACUGGGCAUUGGAGGCCCUGAGCAACCUUCCUCAGUACUAUACGACCAUCGCUGCAGCUCUUCCCGGGGUCAAAACCAACUCUGGCCUCCAACAACUCGAAGAUCUCAAAGGAGCCCUGCAUAGUGGGAAGCCUCUCGCAACCACAUUCCCCCUCCCCAAUAGUCUUCUUAUCCCGCUUAUUGUUGUUCUUCACUUGACUCAAUACUCUAUGUUUCUUGACCGUACUAGUGCAGAGGUCGACUCCGGCAUUGACAGGUAUGCUGUCUCUCAUCACAACAAAGAGACCGUUGGCUUCUGCACUGGGCUCCUCAGCGCCAUGGCAGUAUCUAGCGCGAGCAAUCGGACAGAGUUCUAUAAGUAUGCGGCUGUUGCGGUCCGCCUCGGACUGCUCGUGGGUAUGGCAGUAGAUGCUCAAGAUGCAUCCUCUGGUCGGAGCAAGUCCUUCAGCGCUUGCUGGAAUUCGUCUGAGAAACGUGAACAGGCCCAACGCAUAAUGGAAGGCUUCCCUGAGGCGUACAUCUCUGUCCACUAUGAUGAGGAUCGUGCGACUAUCACCGCGCCAGCCUACACCAUUAUCGAUCUACAACAGCGCCUUCGAGCCUCCGAGAUCGUGACGGCGGAGGUGGGCCUAAAUGGGCGCUUCCACGCUGAAAUCUAUCAAGAUCAAGUGACAUCGAUUGUUCGUUUCUGCGACUCGCAUCUUGACUUCCAGCUUCCGAAUGCAUCCAAAGCUGUUAUUGCCACACGCUCCAAUGCCAACGGUAAGUUUGUGCGUGAAGGGCCCCUGCACGAACACGCUUUGCGGUCUAUCCUGAGCGAACCCCCGCAGUGGUUCAAGACAUUCGCUGCUGUGCGCGACGCCGUCAUGAAGGACGAGCAGACAAUUAUUUUGUCCUUCGGCUCCGAGCGCUGCGUUCCACCAUCUCUUCUGCGGAGCCUGAACCAGAGGGUCGUGACCGUGGCAGAGCUUGACAUCUUUACAAAGGAUCACUACGUUUACUCCGAUAAUGACAUAGCCGUGGUCGGAAUGUCAUGCAAGGUGGCUGGUGCGGACAACCUCGAGGAGUUCUGGGACUUGUUAUGCUCCGGAAAGUCCCAACAUAAGGAGGUUCCGAAAGAACGAUUCGGGUUCGAAACUGUUUUCCGUAAAGCUGAUCCAAAGAGGAAAUGGUUUGGUAAUUUCAUCGACGGGCAUGAUCAAUUCGACCACAAGUUCUUCAAGAAGAGCCCCCGCGAAAGUGCAACGAUGGACCCCCAACAGCGCCACUUACUUCAGAUCGCCUACCAGGCGGUCGAACAAUCUGGAUAUUUUCAUUCUUCCAAUCCUGACAAGCAGGUUGGUUGUUACAUGGGGGUUUGUGCCUGUGACUAUGAAAAUAACAUUGCCUGUCAUGCCCCCAAUGCGUUCUCUGCCACUGGAAAUCUCCAAGGCUUCAUCGCGGGCAAAGUCAGCCAUUUCUUUGGAUGGACCGGACCCGGCCUCACCAUUGACACUGCCUGUUCAUCCUCGGCUGUAGCUGUGCAUCAAGCGUGCAAGGCGAUUAUCACUGGAGAGUGCACUGCUGCCUUGGCUGGCGGCACGCACGUCAUGACAAACCCUUUGUGGUUCCAGAACCUUGCAGGAGCCUCAUUCCUCAGCACUACAGGACAGUGCAAGCCUUUUGAUGCAAAGGCAGACGGCUACUGCCGAGGCGAGGGUAUUGCGACCGUGUUCCUGAAGAAGCUCUCUGCUGCAGUUGCCGAUGGGGACCAGAUCCUCGGUGUCAUUACAGCCACCGCGGUGCAGCAGAACCAGAACUGCACUCCUAUUUUCGUGCCCAAUGUGCCGUCUCUCUCGGACCUCUUCCACGUCGUGGUGAAGAAGUCCCGACUCCACCCUACGGACGUCACGGUAGUUGAGGCCCAUGGCACUGGAACUGCUGUCGGCGACCCGGCUGAGUAUGACAGCAUUCGGUCAAUGCUCGGUGGCUCGAGUCGACAAAAGACACUAGCCCUCGGCUCUGUCAAGGGCCUGGUCGGCCAUAUUGAGUGUACUUCCGGUAUCGUCUCUUUAAUCAAGGUGCUGCUCAUGCUGCAGAAACGAAUGAUCCCUCCCCAGGCUAGCUACACCACCAUCAAUCCGGCGAUAAACGCCACACCUGCGGACAAGAUCAACAUCCCAACAGCCCUUCAAAACUGGGAUUCGGAUUUCCGCGCGGCACUUAUUAAUAAUUAUGGUGCGUCUGGGUCUAACGCCUCCAUGGUUGUCGCCCAACCACCCGCUGUUAGCCUUCAGCGAAGCUCAGAAGUUCCUGGUCUUAGGUAUCCGUUCAGGUUCUGCGGUCUCGACGACCAAAGCCUGAGCCGAUACUCGAAGAUCUUCCGGAAAUUUCUUAGUCGAAAGAGCUACUCUAUCCAGGAUCUGUCGCUGCCGAAUAUCUCCUUUAACUUGAAUCGCCAGAGCAACCGCCAGCUAGACCGGACUCUACUCUUCAGCGUCCAGUCGUUAGAUGAACUUGAGCGGAAGCUCAUGGGAUUUGAGAAUGGCGAUGACAGUGUGGCAUCACUCACACUGCCCAAGUCGAGGCCAGUCGUCCUCUGCUUUGGAGGCCAAGUAUCAACCUUCGUUGGUCUGGAUCGCACGGUGUACGACCGCGUGGCUGUGUUCAGGAAGCACCUCAAUACUGUUGACGCAGUCGCUUGCUCCAUUGGGGUUAAGAGCAUCUUCCCGGCCAUCUUUGAAAGCACACCCAUCAGCGACACUGCCCACCUACAGAUCAUGUUGUUUGCAUCCCAAUAUGCCUGUGCCCGCAGUUGGAUUGACUCCGGCAUUGAGCCUGUCGCUGUGGUCGGCCAUAGUUUCGGUGAACUCACUGGCCUUUGUGUUUCUCAGACAUUGUCGCUUGUGGACGCUGUUAAGUUGAUCGCAGGCCGUGCAACCCUGAUCCGGGACGCAUGGGGCCCAGAGAAAGGUUCUAUGCUCGCAGUCGAGGCAGAUCGGGCCGAUGUAGAGAAACUGCUCGUUGAAUCUAGCGCGGCAUGUCGAGAUGUAAAGCCUGCCACGAUUGCCUGUUAUAAUGGACCGCGAAGCUUCACUCUUGCUGGAUCAGUUGCCGCCAUUGACACAGUGGCCGAUACCAUUUGCAAGCCUGCCUUCUCAUCCAUGAAGAAUAAGCGGCUGAACGUGACGAAUGCCUUCCACUGCGCUCUUCUCGACCCUCUUCUUGAUCGCCUUGAGGAGAGUGCCAAGGGACUCACAUUCCGUGAGCCUGUGAUUGCUGUCGAGAGAGCAACGGAGUCCUAUACAGCGGAAAAGCUUACCCCCAGAUUUGUUGCUGACCAUAUCCGUUCUCCGGUGUUCUUCAAUCAUGCCAUCCAGAGGCUGGCUCAGAAAUACCCUUCUUGCGUCUUCUUGGAGGCAGGUUCCAAUUCGACUGUCACGAACAUGGCUGCUCGUGCACUCGGCAAUCCAAGUAGCUCCCACUUCCAAGCCGUCAAUAUCACCAGCCAGAACGGGUGGAAUAACCUGGUAGAUGCCACUACAUGCCUGUGGAAGGCUGGGUUGAGCGUUCAUUUCUGGGCCCAUCAGUCCACCCAGACAAAGGAGCAUGCUCUUCUUUUGUUACCUCCGUAUCAAUUCGAGGAUUCACGUCACUGGACCGAGCUCAAGAGUGCUCCGACACUGUUGGAGGCGCCUGCAGUGGCUGACAUCAAGAAAGAAGACUGCAAAUUGCCUGACAAUCUACUCACCUUCGUCGGUUACCAAGACAGUGGCAAGCAUCUGGCCAAAUUCCGGGUCAACACCAUGAUAUCCAAGUACGACAAGCUAAUCCAAGGACACAUCAUCGCACAGACAGAGCCCAUCUGUCCUGCAACCGUUCAACUCGACCUGGUCAUCGAGGCUAUCCGGACUAUUCGAUCGGAACUUGCGGUCGCUGGUCUGGAGCCUCAGAUUCACUCUGUCGAAAACUUGGCCCCCAUCUGCGUAAACCCGUUGCGCUCUGUCUGGGUUGAAAUAACGGCCGACGACGUAGCCCAGGGUACAUCUUGGGGGUUUCAGGUCUACAGCGAUGAUAUCCAGAACGGGUUCUCCAAGACGGUCCAUACGACAGGCCGAGUCAUCUUCCGUUCUCUGAAUGAUGUGUCUCUGAAGUACGAAUUUGCUCGGUUUGAGCGACAUUUCAGCCACCAGCGGUGUGUUGACCUCAUGGGGAGUGGGGAGGUCGAUGAAGUCCUGCAGAACAGGAAUAUCUACAGGAUGUUUGCAGAAAUCGUCGAUUACGGAGAAGACUACCGUGGACUGCAGAAGCUCGUUAGCAAGGGUAAUCAGUCCGCGGGAUAUGUCGUCAAGAAGUACAAUCCCGAGUCCUGGCUUGAUGGGCAUCUGGCCGACAGCUUCUGCCAGGUUGGAGGUAUCUACGUCAAUUGCAUGACAGAUAGGGCUCCUGCCGACAUGUUCAUCGCCAAUGGUAUUGAACAGUGGAUUCGCUCUCCGAGGCUGCGCCAGCAGGAUCCUCGGCCAGAGUCUUACCAUGUCCUGGCAACUCACCAUCGCCCAUCUGAAAAGGCAUUCCUGACAGACGUGUUUGCCUUUGACUCAAGCACUGGAGCUCUGGUCGAGGUUAUCCUUGGCAUUAGUUAUGUCAAGAUUCCGAAAGCCUCCAUGAGCAAGUUACUUUCCCGGCUCACGGUCAGAGAUACUUCCCACAGAUCCAGUAACGUCCCUGCUCCAUUAGAGCCCGCUACUGUAGACCUGUUUGGGAUCCCAGAGAGCCUUAGCACUCCACUACUGUCUGUGACUCCACCUCAAUUGUCUGUUCCUUCUAUCAAGCUGUCAAAGGUUAAGCCGGUGAAAGAGGAGAAAUCGAACAAGGCCCAAAUCGCGCAAAAAGUGAAGGCAAUCCUCGCGGAUCUCUCUGGUCUUGAGCUCGCAGAGAUCAAAGAUGGCAGCGAACUCGCCGACCUCGGUAUUGACUCUCUGAUGGGUAUGGAGAUGGCACACGAGAUCGAGAAGGCAUUCACUAUCUCACUUCCAGAGAGCGAUCUCAUGGAAGUUGUAGACAUUCCCAGCUUGCUAAAGUGCGUGCAAAAGGCUGUGGGAGGUGAUGGCUGUGAAAGUGCCGAGCAGAGCGCGUACGAGUCGGCAGAGAGUGACGACAAAUCCACCGACUACACUACCCCUAGUACUCCGGCUGAAGAACCACUUGACAUGGACAAGUCCACACAAGUGUUCUUGGGGCACGAUGAUGCCAAGUUGGAACUUCCAUUCGCGACGGUUAUGGAAGCCUUCAAUGAGACUAAGAGCCUGACUGAUGAUAGAAUCGCGGAGUAUCAGCAGACUCGCUACGUGGAAAGCGUCCUUCCAAUGCAGGAUGAUAUGUGCAUUGCCCUUGUCCUUGAGGCAUUUGACCAACUCGAUGUUAAGAUUCGAGAUGCACCGACUGGGCAAAAGUUCGCACGCAUCUCGCAUCCAAAGAAGCAUACCCGACUGGUUGACUACCUGUACAAAAUGCUAGAGGAUGCAGGUCUCAUCAACAUCGAUGGAGAGGUCAUCACUCGAACCGCCAUCCAGGCUCCACGGCCCAGCAAAGAGAUCUUUGAUGAGCUGGUUUCUGGCUAUCCCGACCAGAACGGCGCCGACAAGCUCACCUUCUACACCGGAUCUCACCUCGCGGAGGUGCUACGUGGCGAGAUAGAUGGAAUUAAGUUGAUCUUCGGUACACAAGAUGGACGGGACCUUGUUUCCAACCUAUACGGAGACUGGCCCAUCAACCGGCUCUUCUACCGUCAAAUGGAAGACUUCCUGGAGAGGCUUACUUCUAAGCUGGACAUGAGCCAGGGUUCGAUCAAGAUCCUGGAGAUGGGUGCAGGAACUGGAGGAACCACCAAAUGGCUUGCUCCACUCCUAGCCCAGCUUAACGUACCUGUUGAAUACACGUUUACAGAUCUCGCCCCAUCCUUCGUGGCUGCUGCCCGCAAGAAGUUCUCCAAGCAGUACCCGUUCAUGAAGUUCCGGACUCACGACAUUGAGAAGGACCCUGCGGAUGAUCUUAUUGGCACUCAGCACAUUAUCAUCGCGAGUAACGCCGUCCAUGCUACGCAUAGUCUCACUGAAUCCGGAAAGAACAUCCGCAAGGCUUUGCGACCCGACGGGUUCCUGAUGAUCCUUGAAAUGACCGAAAGGCUCUACUGGGUGGACAUCACCUUCGGACUUUUUGAAGGUUGGUGGUACUUUGACGACGGCCGCACCCACGCAGUGACACACGAAUCUCGGUGGGAGAAGGACCUACACUCCGCUGGAUACGGCCAUGUCGACUGGACUGAUGGCGUGCGCCCCGAGAACAAGCUGGAGAGGCUCAUCAUCGCCUUCGCAUCGGGCGCGAGGUAUGAACGACUUCACAAUUCCCGCCCUCUAGAAAGUCCUUCGGCUGACUGUGCAGCACGAAAAACAGUGGUCGAUAGAUACGUGCAGGAGAUGACGGCCGGAUUCGGGACUGCCACAGGGGAUAUUUCGUCAGUCACUAUCCCUAGUCAAGGUUCCGAGGGUCGGUGCGUCCUAGUUACAGGUGCCACUGGUAGUCUGGGAUGCCAUCUCGUUGCGGAAUUCGCCUCCCUCGUCGACGUCUCCAGCGUGGUAUGUCUUAACCGUCGCAGUCGCCAACACCCUCUCGAGCGUCAACACCGGUCGCUUCUUCAGAAGGGAAUCUUCCUUUGUGAGGAGGCUGCUAUCAAGCUCAAAGUGUUAGAGACCGACCUGGCAAAGCCUAGACUUGGUCUCACCGAAGAAGAAUACGAAAACCUCCUCAAUAGCGUUACCCACAUAGUUCAUAACGCCUGGCUUAUGAAUGCCAAAUGGCCUCUAAAAAAAUUCGAACCUCAGCUUCAGAUCAUGCGCAACUUACUAAACCUCGCCCACGGUAUCUCCCUGCGCCGACCGACAGAGAAAGUGUCCUUCCAAUUCAUCUCUUCCAUCGCCACUGUCGGACACUGGCCCCUUUGGACAGGCAAGCGAAGCGUCCCCGAACAACAUAUGACAAUCGACUCAGUCCUUCCCACAGGUUACGGAGACGCCAAAUACAUCUGCGAGCGUAUGAUCUACGAAACUCUCCAUCAACAUCCAGAUCGAUUCCGCGCCAUGGUGGUACGCCUCGGGCAAGUCGCCGGCUCGAGCAUCAGCGGGUACUGGAAUCCUAUGGAGCAUCUUUCCUUCCUCAUCAAAUCGUCUCAGACUUUGAACGCUCUGCCUGAUUUCGACGGUGUCCUCUCAUGGACCCCCGUGGAUGGGGUUGCGGGCGUACUCGUCGAUCUCAUCUCCCUACCAGACGACAAAUCCCCGUAUCCCGUCUACCACAUCGACAAUCCGGUCCGCCAGCCAUGGAAGGAGAUGUCGUCUGUGCUUGCGGAUACCUUGCAUAUCCCUAGAGCAAAUAUCAUUCCUUUCGAGGACUGGAUGCAACGUGUCAAAGACUAUCCACGUCAGGUUGAAGGUCCAGAGGGAGAGAAUCCAGCGAUUCUGUUGGUCGACUUCCUUGAUGCCAAUUUUAUUCGUAUGUCCUGUGGAGGACUUCUUCUGGAAACCAAGAAGUCCCGGGAGCAUUCGAGCACUCUGGCCAAUAUGGGACCGGUCAAUGAAGAAACCACGAAGCUGUUCAUCAAAAGUUGGAAGGAUAUGGGAUUUUUGAAUUCAUAA